AGAAAGAAACAAAAGCUUAAAAUCAUAAUUUUCCUUUCUUUACCUGCGAUCUUGUUUUAGAGGAAGGAGCUUGAGGAGGAAGAGGAAAGAGACGAGACAUGGGAGAGCGAAAGGUGCUUAAUAAGUAUUACCCGCCGGACUUCGAUCCGUCGAAGCUUCCCAGGCUCAGGCGACCGAAGAACCAGCAGAUCAAGGUGCGGAUGAUGCUUCCCAUGAGCGUCCGAUGCAACACCUGCGGAAACUAUAUCUACAUGGGAACCAAGUUCAAUUCGCGUAAAGAAGACGUCGUUGGCGAGACGUAUCUAGGGAUUCAAAUCUUUAGGUUUUACUUCAAGUGCACCAAGUGCUCUGCGGAGCUGACAAUGAAGACGGAUCCACAGAACUCUGAUUAUAUUGUGGAAUCUGGGGCAAGUCGUAACUAUGAACCCUGGCGUGCUGAAGACGAGGCGGUUGAUAAGGAACAACAGAAAAGAGAUGCUGAGGAGAUGGGGGACGCUAUGAAGUCUUUGGAGAAUAGGACUUUGGAUUCUAAAAGAGAGAUGGAUAUUAUAGCCGCACUUGAUGAGAUGAAAUCAAUGAAGUCUAGACAUGCUACUGUGAGCGUGGAUGCGAUGCUGGAGGCCUUGCAAAGAACAGGCGCUGAGAAGGUCAAACGUAUAGAAGAAGAAGAUGAAGCAGUUAUAAAGUCGAUAUUUGGUAAACAGAAAGAAGUUGUUAGGAGAAUUGCAGAUGAAGACGAUGAGGAUGAUGAUGAUGAUGAUGAUUAUCCCAGCCUUCAGAAGGAGAAGAAAGAAGGAUCAUCUUCAGAUCUUUCAAAGAAGAGAAAGGCAUCAGAAGAAAGUCCAAGCAACCCCACAGAUAUUCUGACUAGUUCAUCUGCAGAUAACCCGAAGGAGCCCAAGAAACGAGCUACCAGCAAGCAACCCUUCAAAGCCGUUCACAUAAAAGUCAUCAAGAAGCAAUCUCAGCCAGCUUCUUCGACGACUCCUGCUCCUGCAAAACCCGAGGAGAAGAAGACUGACGUUGUGGCUAACGCCGGAUUAGCUUCUUUAUUCCAGAACUAUGGCAGUGAUGAAGACGAGGAUUGAUUUUUAUUUUCGGUUGCCAACAGGUUUCGCACUCUCAAAGUUCUAUAUCACUGUUUUAGAAUUGAAUCCAUCCAUGUGCUAUAUUAUAACUGAGUUGAUAGUACGAUCGAUCAUACGAUGCAUAUUUCUUGAGUGUUCAUAAAAUUAUUUUACAGACAA
Brassica rapa (field mustard) is the source of this 1247-nucleotide messenger RNA. RefSeq names its product splicing factor YJU2. The record is from RefSeq and is a predicted model, not a curated record. NCBI's taxonomy places the organism in Eukaryota, Viridiplantae, Streptophyta, Magnoliopsida, Brassicales, Brassicaceae. Gene Ontology annotation, cellular component: U2-type catalytic step 1 spliceosome. Gene Ontology annotation, biological process: mRNA splicing, via spliceosome.